CCCAAUGACAUUGACACAUGUCAGCUGUGUCAUUUAGUUUAAAUUUGUAUUUACAAUUCAAACCCGGCCAAAACGGGUCACAAAAUGCCGCACGACAAACAAGUGGGGGUUCGUGGCAGAAUCGUGAACUCCCAGAGUCGCGAAGUCAUAGCCAACGUGUUACGAUUUAUGAAGAAAGAAGCCACGAAAGGAGCCCCCGUAAUACCCAUUAGCAACUACAAACAAAGACUUAUAGAAGCGACAGGAAUUUCAGACCGGGUGUACAGACAGGUGGUCAAAGACAUGGAGCUCAUCGAAGCUGGUAAGCUAUCGACGUUCACAGCCCCCAUUCGCGCCCCCCGGCCCAAAUUCAUCAUAAUCGACAACGGCGAACACAGUGGGGACGUGGAAACUGAGGACAGUGAAGUGGUGUGAAAAAAAUGUGAUUUUAAUUUAUGCGCAAUUUUUUAUUUAAAGAAAACUCUGAAAAUAAUAAAACGGUGUUUAGUGGCUUCAACAAGUUCACGUCGACGUAAAA
Messenger RNA from Zophobas morio, 517 nucleotides. RefSeq lists its product as uncharacterized. NCBI's taxonomy places the organism in Eukaryota, Metazoa, Arthropoda, Insecta, Coleoptera, Tenebrionidae. The transcript is spliced from 2 exons. The coding region runs from base 85 to 414 and encodes 109 amino acids. The record is from RefSeq and is a predicted model, not a curated record.